Molecule: messenger RNA, 712 nt
Organism: Stylophora pistillata
Lineage: Eukaryota; Metazoa; Cnidaria; Anthozoa; Scleractinia; Pocilloporidae
Product: AP-2 complex subunit sigma
Biological process (GO): clathrin-dependent endocytosis; intracellular protein transport
Cellular component (GO): AP-2 adaptor complex; membrane coat
Molecular function (GO): clathrin-cargo adaptor activity
Source: RefSeq, a predicted model, not a curated record
CUCUUCUCAACCCAUAACACCUUGCGGUGAAUCAAUACCCACUUGGCGGCCAUCUUUGCUAGGGUUGCAACUCGAUCAUGAUUCGAUUUAUUCUUAUCCAAAACAGAGCUGGUAAAACAAGACUGGCCAAAUGGUAUAUGAACUUUGACGAUGAUGAAAAACAGAAACUUAUUGAAGAAGUUCACGCUUUGGUGACUGUAAGAGAUGCAAAGCACACGAACUUUGUAGAGUUUCGCAACUUCAAAAUUGUAUAUCGUCGUUAUGCUGGACUUUACUUCUGUUUUUGUGUGGAUGUGCAUGAUAACAACUUGUAUUAUCUUGAGGCCAUUCAUAAUUUUGUUGAGGUCUUGAACGAAUUCUUCCAUAAUGUUUGUGAACUGGACUUAGUGUUUAACUUCUACAAGGUAUAUUCUGUUGUUGAUGAGAUGUUUUUAGCUGGGGAAAUCAGAGAGACAAGUCAGAGCAAAGUUUUAAAGCAACUUCAACUGCUUCAGCAAUUGGAAUAAUAUUUGUUAACUGAAGACUUUGCUUCCUGUAUAGUCUACCAGAAAAACCAUUGGAAAUUUAUAGCUUGUCAUGUUUUGAGAAAAUUGGAAUUUUAUUUUUACUAUGUAAUAGUGUAACAGACCAAACACAAUUAUACCUUGUAAAUUUCUUUAAAAGAAAGCAGCAUUAAAGCAGAAAAAAGGGAAACAAAAAUGGCUCUGUUGAU